Molecule: messenger RNA, 1608 nt
Organism: Lytechinus variegatus (green sea urchin)
Lineage: Eukaryota; Metazoa; Echinodermata; Echinoidea; Temnopleuroida; Toxopneustidae
Product: E3 ubiquitin-protein ligase RNF115-like
Exons: 9
Coding region: 111-1040 (309 amino acids)
Biological process (GO): protein ubiquitination
Cellular component (GO): cytoplasm
Molecular function (GO): ubiquitin protein ligase activity
Source: RefSeq, a predicted model, not a curated record
AAUUGUCUCAUAAGCAUAGGAACGGACUUUCUCGCACCCGGCGACUUGCUUUAGAGUUAGAGUUUAUUAAAUUUUCAUGUUUUUAAAGAAACAGAUUUAGUAAUUAUAAGAUGGCUGAAGCUUCAGUAGAACACCCUCGAUUUUUCUGUCAUAAAUGCAGUGCAGAAAUUCGUCCUGUUUUGCCGGAUUAUGUAUGUCCACAGUGCAACGGAGGAUUCAUUGAAGCAUUAGAUAGUGACAGCACUGACCACUCAGACGGAUCAAGCCAUUCAAGUGAUGAACGAAGGCUUUCCUUCGAAGGAGACGAUCCCUUACAAACUUUGGUCUUUUCAACACUAUUCAGCGACAUGAUGAGUGAUACACCAGGAAACAAUUCAUCAAGAAGAACAAACUUGGGAAGUCCAUCAUCGUCGUCAUCAUCAUCUCCUUCAUCGUCCUCUUCCUCCUCAUCAUCAUCGGGAGGAGGACCUUCAUCUAACCAGUCCAGUAGGAAUCCUGGAGUAUCUGAUAGCAAUAGAACGUUUGCUAUGCAUUCACCUGGCAGUAGGACAAUGUUAAGGAUUCAUGGGGGACCUAGGGGUGCUCCUCCACCUGAUAUGAUAGCUUUUCUACAGCAGUUUCUAGGACUGGCUCCCCCUCCUCCAGGACCUGGUGGUGUUCAUUUCCCAGUUCAGAUGUUCAACAUGCACGGUAGUCCAAGGGAUUAUGCUUGGGGCGAAGGUGGUUUAGAUGCUAUUAUAACACAGUUAUUAAAUAAUGCAGAAGGCCAUGGUCCACCCCCUGCCUCACAUGAUGACAUCACUCGACUAGAAGAAAUAACAAUAAACAACAUUCAUAUUGAACAAUCAGCAGAUUGUCCAGUUUGUAUGGAAGCCUUUAAAUGUGAUGAAAAGGCCAAACGUUUACCAUGCUCUCAUUUCUUUCAUCCAAAGUGUAUAAAAACAUGGCUAGAAAUGCACAACACAUGUCCUGUAUGCAGAAAACCUAUCAACGGUGAAUCAGUAGCGAAUGAUUCUGCAUCGAGUUCUAAUGUGAGAUAAAAACAUUGAAGACUGCAUGUAUAUAUCCCUUUUUUGAAAUUUUAAUAGGAUAUUUCUCAUUGAAAAUAUUAUAUAAAUAUAUAUAUAGUACUUGCAACCAGUGCGUGAUGGAAGGCGAAGUGUUCUGAAGAGUGGAUUUCAUGAGAAUGACUACAUGUAUGCAGAUAUUGACAUCCAAAAGGUGCAAUAGAGAGGAACCUAGUGACCGAAUGGAUUCAUUUUUUUAAUGAAUAUUCAAGGCAUAAUUCUUGGUGAAGUCAUUAUCUUUAUGGAAUUUGUGAGACCUAGCUAAUGAGCAAAUGUUGUUAUCCUUCAUUGCCAGUAGUACUGCAAAAUCAGAAAUACACCCAAUAACUAUUUCCUGUUCAUUUUACUAUUAUUCAAGUUUGCGCACUACAUUGAUUCUUUAAUUCAAACAUUUUGAAUAUUGGGGUAAUCGUCAUUGUUCUGUUUUUACAGUGAGAUACAUACAUGUUUAUGACUGGAUAGGCCAUGUGCAGUUGUAUUUGAUGGUACAUGUAGUUCAACACAAUUUGUCUUUGUGAUAAGAAUAGGCAGGCUAGAUGAA